GUUUCGGAGCGAGCCAGGCGAGGGGGCUCUCUCUCAUCGAGAGCUUCCGAGAUAUUCUGGUGAGAGAAGUGGCAAUGGGAGACCAUCUGGUGUUGGAUGUUGACCGGCUUGUGAAGCCUGAGGCUGUUGAAUCUUUACAAGCAAUGAAGGCUUCAAAGUCUUCUGGAAAAGCUGUGCAUGGUUCACUUCCAUCUGUUGCUUCCUCUUCUGUGGUAGCUUCUGUUGGCGAUGAGGGGAAGAAGGAGUACUCGGGUUCUGAGGAAGAGGAGCCACUCAUUCAGAUGGUGGAGUGUCGCAUUUGCCAGGAGGAGGACAAUGUUAAAAACCUGGAGAUACCAUGUGCAUGCAGUGGAAGUCUGAAGUAUGCUCAUAGAGCAUGUGUGCAGCGUUGGUGCAAUGAGAAGGGAGAUAUAACUUGUGAGAUCUGCCAUGAGCAAUACAAGCCUGGGUACACUGCACCUCCUCCAGCUAACCCUGAUGAGACCACCAUUGAUAUCAGUGGAGGUUGGACUAUUACAGGAACCCCCUUGGAUCUGCGUGAUCCUCGUCUCCUUGCGAUGGCAGCAGCACAACGCCAUUUUCUUGAAGCUGAGUAUGAUGAAUAUGCUGCUACAAAUGCCAGUGGUGCUGCAUUUUGCCGUUCUUCUGCUCUGAUUUUAAUGGCUCUUCUGCUGUUGAGGCAUGCACUUACCUUCACAAAUGGUGAUGGAGAGGAUGAUGCUUCCACCAUAUUUUCUCUUUUUGUGCUGCGUGCUGCUGGGUUUCUGUUGCCAUGCUAUAUCAUGGCAUGGGCUAUAAGUAUUCUGCAGCGUCGAAGGCAGAGACAGGAAGCUGCUGCCUUAGCAGCAACUGAAGUGGCAUUCAUACUUCAGUCUGGACAACGGAGAGGACUGCAUUUUACCAUAGCACCCGAGUCACCAACAACUCCACAACAAGAGCCACAUGAGUAGAGAUCAGGUAAUAUAUAUCAUGUUAUUGUAUGAAUAAAUAUCAGGAAACCAGUUUAUGGCUGUGAACUAUCAAACUAGCACCAGUGAUAAGAGGAGAAUUGGAAGUCAUUUUGUCCUUUCUUUGUUCCUGUGCAUUUUGGUUUCUGUUUUGUGUUUCAAAAAGGAAUGUAGUUCAAAGAAUGCAUUCAGAGCUUUCAAUGUCACCCACAUAUUACG
Messenger RNA from Elaeis guineensis (African oil palm), 1166 nucleotides. RefSeq lists its product as uncharacterized. NCBI's taxonomy places the organism in Eukaryota, Viridiplantae, Streptophyta, Magnoliopsida, Arecales, Arecaceae. The record is from RefSeq and is a predicted model, not a curated record. Gene Ontology annotation, molecular function: zinc ion binding; ubiquitin-protein transferase activity. Gene Ontology annotation, cellular component: membrane. Gene Ontology annotation, biological process: protein ubiquitination.